AUGGCUGGACUACCGGAUAACCCUGAUGACUGGUUUCGACUUGAGGAUCCUGAUGAGCCAUUUGGAGUUCCUUUGCAUCCACAUCCACUACACUUAGCGGGGGAUCCGUACUUUCCCCAUGACGGUCUUGAGGAGGAUCCCGAAGAGGAUCCUGAGGAGGAUCCCGAUGAGGAGGAGCUCGAGAAUGAGGGCAUAUUUCAGGAUGCCCAAGAGACUGAUGAUGAUGGUCCUGCAGAGGAUGAGGGAGACCUCUCCGAAGAGGAACCUACUCCCCUUACCCCACCAGACUCACCACCGAGACCCUACUACCAGCCGUACCUUCUGCGCGGCAAGGGCCCUUGUAUGAUGAGGACCCCAGGAACUACUAUAUCUCCUAUUUACCACUUGGACCCAGCUGCUCAGGUUUCCCGACCCACUAGUGGUCUAUUAGGGAAACGUAAUCGACCCAGUGAGCCAUCUUGGCUCACAGACCUCCUUAGCAGGAGGGAUGCUACUGAUCUACCACCACGGUUUGAGGUUGGUGAAUCUUCACGAGCACCACUCAGGUUUAAUCCUGAGGAUGAUCCGAUACCUCGCUUGAUGACUCAGAUUGAUCAGACCGAGGAUAGGAUUAGAUCCUUGGAGCAGUUUGUGAGAGGUCCAGGCUCUACUUCCCUCGACCAUCGAGUUGAGACACUCGAGGAAGAGGAGAAGGAGAAUUCUGAUGCGAUCCAGAUAUUAUAUCAUCUCUCGGGUGCUGAUCACGAUGCAGUGAAUGCCUUGAGUGCUCAGGUAAGAGCACAGAACUACCGGAUUCAGAUCAUGGAGAGCGAGCUUGCUGCGCAGCGAAAUCAGUUGGUUAUCUCUGCGCAGGAACGACGCUACAUCUUGGACCAGUUCGAGGACUUUGUCCUCUAUGUGAUGACUCGAUUUGGGAGGUAG
Molecule: messenger RNA, 921 nt
Organism: Lactuca saligna
Lineage: Eukaryota; Viridiplantae; Streptophyta; Magnoliopsida; Asterales; Asteraceae
Source: the annotation of a GenBank genome assembly